AAAAAAAAUAACACCCACACACAAAACCGACAACUCUCAAUACCGCCAACAUGGGUAAGGAGAAGAUGCACAUCAACGUGGUCGUUAUCGGCCACGUCGAUUCUGGCAAGUCUACCACCACUGGUCACUUGAUCUACAAGUGCGGUGGAAUCGACAAGCGUACCAUCGAGAAGUUCGAGAAGGAAGCCGCCGAGUUGGGCAAGGGUUCAUUCAAGUACGCCUGGGUUCUUGACAAGCUAAAGGCCGAGCGUGAGCGUGGUAUCACCAUUGAUAUCGCUCUUUGGAAGUUCGAGACCCCCAAGUACUAUGUCACCGUCAUUGACGCCCCUGGUCACCGUGAUUUCAUCAAGAACAUGAUCACUGGUACUUCCCAGGCCGAUUGCGCUAUCCUCAUUAUCGCUGCCGGUACUGGUGAGUUCGAGGCCGGUAUCUCCAAGGAUGGCCAGACCCGUGAGCACGCCCUCCUCGCCUACACCCUUGGUGUCAAGCAACUCAUCGUCGCCAUCAACAAGAUGGACACCACCAAGUGGUCCGAGGCCCGUUACCAGGAAAUCAUCAAGGAGACUUCCAACUUCAUCAAGAAGGUCGGAUACAACCCAAAGACUGUUGCCUUCGUUCCUAUCUCCGGAUUCAACGGUGACAACAUGAUCGACAACUCCCCCAACUGCCCAUGGUACAAGGGUUGGGAGAAGGAGACCAAGGCUGGCAAGUCCACCGGAAAGACCCUUCUCGAGGCUAUCGAUGCUAUUGACCCACCUUCCCGCCCAACUGACAAGCCCCUCCGUCUUCCUCUUCAGGAUGUCUACAAGAUUGGUGGUAUUGGCACGGUGCCAGUCGGUCGUGUUGAGACCGGUGUCAUCAAGGCCGGUAUGGUCGUCACCUUUGCCCCCGCUGGUGUCACCACUGAAGUCAAGUCCGUCGAGAUGCACCACGAGCAACUUGUCGAGGGUCUCCCAGGUGACAACGUCGGCUUCAACGUCAAGAACGUCUCUGUCAAGGAAAUCCGUCGUGGUAACGUUGCUGGUGACUCCAAGAACGACCCUCCCAAGGCCUCCGAGUCUUUCAACGCUCAGGUCAUCGUUCUUAACCACCCUGGUCAAGUCGGUGCUGGUUACGCACCAGUCUUGGAUUGCCACACUGCCCACAUUGCUUGCAAGUUUGCUGAGCUUUUGGAAAAGAUUGAUCGUCGUACCGGAAAGUCUAUUGAAGCCACCCCCAAGUUCAUCAAGUCUGGUGAUGCUGCCAUCGUUAAGAUGAUUCCAUCCAAGCCUAUGUGUGUUGAGGCCUUCACUGAUUACCCCCCUCUUGGACGUUUCGCCGUUCGUGACAUGAGACAAACCGUCGCUGUCGGUGUCAUCAAGUCCGUUGAGAAGUCUGACAAGGCUGGCAAGGUCACCAAGGCCGCCGUCAAGGCCACCAAGAAGUAAACUACCCCCUUCGUGUUUCGUUUCCGGUCCUGGCAUGGCAAAAUAAUCAUGGAUUGGAAUGGGGAGGAUGCUUGUACGUGAGAGGAUGGUGUGGAAGGAAAUACUUUGCACACUUUCAUAGAUAGCUUUGCUUGCGAAAAAUGGC
This is a messenger RNA of Mollisia scopiformis, 1572 nucleotides long. RefSeq names its product translation elongation factor EF-1 alpha. Bases 51 to 1427 code for a protein of 458 amino acids. The transcript is spliced from 7 exons. Lineage: Eukaryota; Fungi; Ascomycota; Leotiomycetes; Helotiales; Mollisiaceae. Gene Ontology annotation, biological process: translation; translational elongation. The record is from RefSeq and is a predicted model, not a curated record. Gene Ontology annotation, molecular function: GTPase activity; GTP binding; translation elongation factor activity.